AAAGUGAUUGGACUUUGUCAGGGUCUUUUUCUUUUUCUUUUUUUGCAAAGGCUUCAGCAGAGACAUGUAACCAGCAGCUCUGCCAGGACUCAAGAGUCUGCUCACACACACAAAAAUAAGAAGGGGCAUCUAAGGAAAAUGAGCUGAUCCCUUUUAGGGACGUGCCAAAGCCAGAUAACCUAAGUUAACCAUAGCAAGAUACAGCCAGUCUCAGAGCUAAGUACUGUGAAAUUAGCUCUGCUUCCUUGGGUUUUUGAAACAUGCAUCUGUAUAAACCUGCCUGUGCAGAUAUCCCCAGCUCCAAGCUGGGUCUACCCAAAUCCAGUGAAUUGGCUCUGAAAUGUAGACGGCACCUAGCAGUGGCCAAGCCUCCCCCUCAGGUAGCCUGCUGGCCAGCGAGGCCCAGUGGAGCAGCGGAACGGAAGUUUCUGGAGAAGUUCUUACGUGUCCAUGGAAUCUCAUUGCAGGAAACGACGAGAGCAGAGACAGGCAUGGCUUACAGGAAUCUUGGAAAAUCAGGACUCAGAGUUUCUUGCUUGGGUCUUGGAACAUGGGUGACAUUCGGAGGUCAGAUUUCAGAUGAGGUUGCUGAACGGCUGAUGACAAUUGCCUACGAAAGUGGAGUGAAUCUCUUUGAUACUGCCGAAGUCUAUGCUGCUGGAAAGGCUGAAGUGAUUCUGGGGAGCAUCAUCAAGAAGAAAGGCUGGAGGAGGUCCAGCUUGGUCAUAACAACCAAACUCUACUGGGGUGGAAAAGCUGAAACGGAAAGAGGUUUGUCAAGAAAACAUAUUAUUGAAGGGCUGAAGGGCUCCCUCCAGAGGCUGCAGCUCGAGUAUGUGGACGUAGUCUUUGCAAACCGACCGGACAGCAACACCCCCAUGGAAGAAAUUGUUCGAGCCAUGACACAUGUGAUAAACCAAGGAAUGGCGAUGUAUUGGGGGACCUCGCGGUGGAGUGCUAUGGAGAUCAUGGAAGCCUAUUCUGUAGCAAGGCAGUUCAAUAUGAUCCCACCGGUCUGUGAACAAGCUGAGUACCAUCUUUUUCAGAGAGAGAAAGUGGAGGUUCAGCUACCAGAGCUCUACCAUAAAAUAGGAGUUGGAGCAAUGACAUGGUCUCCACUUGCCUGUGGAAUCAUCUCAGGAAAAUAUGGAAAUGGAGUGCCUGAGAGUUCUAGGGCUUCACUGAAGUGCUACCAGUGGCUGAAGGAAAGAAUUGUAAGUGAAGAAGGCCGAAAACAGCAAAACAAACUAAAAGACCUUUCCCCAAUUGCUGAGCGUCUGGGAUGCACACUACCUCAGCUAGCUGUUGCAUGGUGCCUGAGAAAUGAAGGUGUGAGUUCCGUGCUCCUGGGGUCCUCCACUCCUGAACAACUCAUUGAAAACCUCGGUGCCAUUCAGGUUCUCCCGAAGAUGACAUCACAUGUGGUAAAUGAGAUUGAUAACAUAUUGCGAAACAAGCCCUACAGCAAAAAGGACUACCGAUCAUAAGGCAGUGCAUGAGCCACGGGAUGUGCACGGUUCAAACUGCAGUCUCUACUGGUACAGAAUGGGGUCACUAGCCAGCCUUUUGAGUCACUUAGCAGCCUGCUGCUCAACCUCUAGUAUUCCCGGAUUCUGAGGUAUCUGCUGUCGCUACCACUGUGCACCUGAAUUACGAGCACAUCUGAAAACUCACAACCAAGGAAAUCCAUUCUAUUUUCUUAUCUUGGACUGGAGUCACCUCUUCUUGCAUUGCUCUGUACACCUCAUGCUUAUGCCACAGGAAGUGUAUGAGGGGAGGACAGAUUACCUUCAGGCAUUUAGUAACUUAAGGCUGUACAGAUGUAUUUUUUCCAAAAUGCAUAAAAUCCACAGAUGCAAUGUGGAUUGCAUCGGAAACAGGCUACGUUAACUCAGAAGUCGUGGGAGAAUAAGCAGAAACAACUUCACAUUGUUUGUUUCUAGUUCCACAUUAAGGUUAGCAAGAGUUGUUUCACCGGUCAUUCAACAAAACUAAAAUUCCAAGGUAUUUGCUUUCAUUACCUUUUAAAAAUAUUCACUGUUGCCUGGCCCCAAGAAUGUCCUGUAUUGUAAUUUACCUGAGGUAUCCAUUAGGAUUCUAUUAACAUUAUGUCCAUUCACACAUAGAGAUGGUGAAAGGAUGAACACCCAAUCUUUAACUUGAAACAUUAUGCCUAAUUUAUGAAAGGGAGGAUUACACUGCUUUGGAAGCUUAGGCCUUGAAUAAAAUGUAGUAUCUACAAUUGCAGUGUUCAUUUUUGACUACAUUUUAUUAAAACCUGCUUUAUAUAUUUAACUGCUUGUAGGCACAGCUUCUGCAAGUUUAAAUAUUUGAGUUUUAAAAAUAUACACAUGCUCAGUUUUGUAAGUAAACCUGUAAAAUACCCAUAAAGGCAAAUGUUUGUUUACUGUUUAAUUAGCACUGGGACUUUACAAUAGGAUGCUUGUUUUUGAGGAGUUAACAUGAAAGUGAAUCAUGGACUUUGUGAAAAAUGCUGUCACUGUUCAACUUAUGCUGGGUGAAUUAACUUGCCUAGUAAAAAGCAAAUGUUAAAAUAUUUCCUGAUUCUAUAACCACAUUAUAUGCACUAAACUAAAUGCAUGAAAGCUCUCUGCAUGGAUCAAAGGGACCUAGCCCUGUUGCACACACAAGCUGAGGGCUAACCUUGCCACUACGGACUGGUUACCUACCCUCAUGAAUAUUCCACUUGAAAAAAACUUUAACAAUAUAUUGUGUGUACCUGUAAGGAGGGAAAACCUGGUGGGGGGGCGGGGGGAGUCCUAUUUCUCUAUUUGGAUACCUGAGCAUGUACAAAAUACCGAUUUUCUGGCUAGCAAGUACCCCCAUACAGAAAUCACUUUAAGAUUUAAAGAAUAGACUAUCAGCUUAAAAUGCUAUUUUCUGCCACCAUUUCCAAAUAUGUAUUUCAUGAUUAAAUUCUAAAUCUUAAAUUGUUAGUGUGAAAUACCAUUAAAUUUUCUUUUUUGUUACUACUACCUGUAUUCUAAUAAGGAAACAGUUUGGGUUUUUUUGCCCAGGAGUACCAGAGUAAUGAUGGAUCAUCCUUCAGUUGUUGUGUAUUAAACCAGUGAACUACUGUAUGCAUAAAUGAGCUGAAGUUGUAUAAUUGGAACUGCGAUUUAACUUAUUUGCUUAGAGUAAUAAAAGCAUUUUGUGCAUUUAAUCUCAAGUA
Messenger RNA from Mirounga angustirostris (Northern elephant seal), 3193 nucleotides. It is a transcript of the gene KCNAB1, whose product is annotated as potassium voltage-gated channel subfamily A regulatory beta subunit 1. Gene Ontology annotation, cellular component: cytoplasm; voltage-gated potassium channel complex; juxtaparanode region of axon. Gene Ontology annotation, biological process: potassium ion transport; transmembrane transport; negative regulation of delayed rectifier potassium channel activity. The transcript has 14 exons. Gene Ontology annotation, molecular function: potassium channel regulator activity; transmembrane transporter binding; voltage-gated potassium channel activity. Bases 261 to 1487 code for a protein of 408 amino acids. The record is from RefSeq and is a predicted model, not a curated record. NCBI's taxonomy places the organism in Eukaryota, Metazoa, Chordata, Mammalia, Carnivora, Phocidae.